AUGGCCCCCGCGCACCAGCACAGCGGCCCCCUGCACCAGCCCCUGGCGCCGGUGCCAGCCCUGCCCUUCCAGGACGUGGCCGGACCCUCCUUCCUACCUCAGGCGCUUCACCAGCAAUACCUCCUCCAGCAGCAGCUCCUCGAGGCACAGCACCGCCGGCUCAUGCCUCAUCACAGGCGGGCUCAAGAGCGCAUGUCCGUUCAGCCUCACCGUCUACACCCCAGCUUUGACUUCAGCCACCAACUGCAAACUCCACAACCCAUGGGGCCCCAGCCCAGGUAUUUAGCUGAAGGCACGGACUGGGACCUCAGUGUCGAUGCGGGACUGACUCACACCCAGUUCCAGGUCCGGCCGGUCCCUCAGCCCUAUCAGCAUUACUUAGCUACACCUCGCAUGCACCAUUUCCCCAGAAGCACAUCCUCAACGCAGAUGGUUGUUCAUGAAAUCAGAAAUUACCCUUAUCCUCAGCUUCAGUUACUUGCUCUUCAGGGACUGAAUACAAGCAGGCACACAUCCGCUGUGCGGGAGAGCUAUGAAGAGCUGCUGCAGCUGGAGGACAGGCUGGGCAGCGUGAGCCGGGGUGCCGUCCAGAACACCAUCGAGAGGUUCACCUUCCCCCACAAGUACAAGAAGAGAAGACCGCAGGAGGGCAAAGCUGAGCAAGAAGAUGGAGAAGAGUCGGACACUGACGAGAAAUGCACAAUCUGUUUGUCCAUGCUUGAAGAUGGAGAAGACGUCAGGCGGUUGCCCUGUAUGCAUCUCUUCCACCAAGUGUGCGUGGACCAGUGGCUGGCCACCAGCAAGAAGUGCCCAAUCUGCAGGGUGGACAUUGAAACACAGCUCGGCUCGGACAGCUGAAAGGACUGGCUGGACACACCAUUUUCCUUACCAGGUCGUAUGGCCAUAAACCCUUGCAGCAAAAUUUUUGCCUUCUGAGCCAUUUGAUUGAGAGGAAAAGUCUGCAGGCACGUUAGUGAGGAGGAGGAGGUGGCAGUACAAUAUCUAGCAGUAGGAGAUACUGCACAUACGCAGGAUACGGGCCCGGUGAAAGGGAGCUGGCAUUCCCGGAGCUCAGAGACCCCGUGCUGCAGAAGAUUUAGUGUUGAAUAUGAAGGAACUAGUUGUGGUAGUCUGGCCUGUCAAUCCUGCAUUUCAUGAGGAUUGUAUAUAUACCUCUCGAAUACGUAGAAACAUGUUAGGGGUCCUUUAGCUAUUUCUAUGGAUGGCAGCUGGAGCAUGUUAGCUUAAGAAAUGUUGUGUUUGAUGCCCUACUCAUCUUGUGGUGGACAUGUUGCUGUUACCUAAUUUGCACCAAAUAUUUUUUCAUAGAUUUCUUAUUUUGGUGCCUGAUUAAUACAUUGCAGAGGGGAAUAAAGAGCUCAAGCUUUCCCACCCUUCUGGGGAAGAGGCGAAAAAGCAAAAU
Molecule: messenger RNA, 1423 nt
Organism: Balearica regulorum gibbericeps (East African grey crowned-crane)
Lineage: Eukaryota; Metazoa; Chordata; Aves; Gruiformes; Gruidae
Source: RefSeq, a predicted model, not a curated record